CAGCUCAGCAACGAUUAUCAAUGACACCAUGACUGGAAACCUGACCCCUAAAGAAAGUUUUUGCUGUAGUGACAAGGCAAUCCUUCCAGUGCCAUGGCUUCUAGAAAACAAACAGGAUUGAUCAGCUAUGGAGGGAAAACCUGUCAAAAUCCCAGCCUCAGUGCCACAGUUCACCAAUUCACCAACUAUGGUGAUCAUGGUAGGAUUGCCAGCACGGGGAAAAACUUACAUCUCUAAAAAGCUCACCCGCUACCUCAACUGGAUUGGGAUCCCCACAAAAGUGUUCAAUGUUGGGCAGUAUCGCCGUGAAGCCGUCCAGACAUACAAGAAUUAUGAGUUCUUCCGCCCAGACAAUGAGGAAGCUAUGCAGAUCCGGAGACAGUGUGCAUUAGCAGCUCUUCGGGAUGUCCAAAUCUAUCUGAGCGUGGAAGAGGGACAAGUGGCGGUUUUUGAUGCCACUAACACUACACAGGAACGCCGUGCCCUUAUCUUGCAGUUUGCCAAGGAGAAUGGCUACAAAGUUUUCUUCAUUGAAUCCAUCUGCGAUGAUCCGGACAUCAUUCAGGAAAAUAUCAAGCAAGUGAAGCUAACCAGUCCUGAUUAUAAGGACUGUAACCGAGAUGAAGUGGUGGAGGAUUUCCUCAAGAGGAUUGACUGUUACCAGAAAACCUACCAGCCAUUAGAUGAUGAGUUGGACAGUUCCCUGUCCUACAUUAAGAUCUUCAAUGUUGGCAGUCGGUACCUAGUGAACAGGGUUCAGGACCACGUACAGAGUCGCACUGUUUAUUACCUGAUGAAUAUCCACGUGACACCCCGCUCCAUCUACCUCAGUCGGCACGGGGAGAGCGAGCUUAACCUCCGGGGGUGCAUUGGGGGUGACUCUGGGCUAUCUGAGCGUGGCAAACAGUAUGCCUGUGCUUUGGCCAACUUCAUCCGUUCCCAGUAUAUCCACGACCUCAAGGUCUGGACAAGCCACAUGAAACGCACAAUCCAAACAGCAGAAGCACUACAUGUGCCCUAUGAACAGUGGAAAGCAUUGAAUGAGAUCGAUGCGGGUGUCUGUGAGGAGAUGACUUAUGAAGAAAUCCAGGCCAGUUAUCCACAAGAGUUUGCCCUGCGAGAUCAGGACAAGUACCGCUACCGCUAUCCUAAAGGAGAAUCCUAUGAAGAUUUGGUGCAGCGCCUGGAGCCGGUAAUCAUGGAGCUGGAACGGCAAGAGAACGUGCUGGUGAUUUGCCACCAAGCUGUCAUGCGCUGCCUCCUUGCCUACUUCCUGGACAAAAGUGCAGAGGAAUUGCCAUACCUCAAGUGCCCACUGCACACUGUUCUCAAGCUCACCCCAGUGGCAUACGGCUGCGAGGUGGAAUCCAUUUUUCUCAAUAUUGAGGCUGUGAAUACACACCGGGAACGCCCCACGCAUUUAUCCUACAAAGCUAGCCAGGCCCCCUUGUAUCGGCACUACCGCGCUGUGCCAAUGGCUAGCCCUGAGCCCACCAAACAACCCUGCUGGAAAGAUCUGGGGCGUUCUCCUCCCUCUUGCCUGUUUGACCCUCAGAAUGUUGAUGUGUCACGAGAGCCUACGGAAGCCCUAGAUACCGUGCCAGACCAUUAUUAAACUUAAAACACUAAAAACAAAAAUAAACUUACUUUAUUGAAGAGGUUCUAUUACUAAUAUAGAUAUACAGUGCCAUCUAGAGAAACGUGACUGGAAUGCAAGUUCUGAACUACUUCAUAUCACUUUAU
Ahaetulla prasina is the source of this 1743-nucleotide messenger RNA. It is a transcript of the gene PFKFB1, whose product is annotated as 6-phosphofructo-2-kinase/fructose-2,6-biphosphatase 1. Gene Ontology annotation, biological process: fructose 2,6-bisphosphate metabolic process; fructose metabolic process. The transcript has 15 exons. Gene Ontology annotation, molecular function: 6-phosphofructo-2-kinase activity; ATP binding; fructose-2,6-bisphosphate 2-phosphatase activity. The record is from RefSeq and is a predicted model, not a curated record. Gene Ontology annotation, cellular component: 6-phosphofructo-2-kinase/fructose-2,6-biphosphatase complex; cytosol. Bases 128 to 1615 code for a protein of 495 amino acids. NCBI's taxonomy places the organism in Eukaryota, Metazoa, Chordata, Lepidosauria, Squamata, Colubridae.